AUGGCGAAGCGUGGUGGAAAAGUUGGCACUACAGUAUUGCUGCUCGCGGGCCUCUGGCUUGGUCUCGCUGGGUCCCGCUGGGCUCUCGCAUUGACAGCGGGACCCAGCAGACCUGGUGCCCUGAAGCGACUCCACGCUACCGCCCUGACGCUGAAGGCCUCCUCCGAGGACGUAGAACGCGCAGCGACAGAGGCCAAGGCAGGCUUGGAUCAGGACUGGCUGCAAAAGACAGCUGAGGAGAUCCAGCAGUUUGGAGUGGAUGAGGUCCGUGACUGGGCGCAAGCCGUGUUGCCGAAGAAUACUGGAGUUGCUGAGACAUUGUACCGCCAAAAAGUGGAUGGUGAAGCCUUGGUGGAGUUAACUUCGGAUGACAUGAAAGAGAUGGGCAUCCUCGUGGGGCCGCGCAAAGUCCUGGCAAAGCGCAUCGCUGCUGUGUCUGCCCCGCCAAUGGCCGCGAGCGGAUUCCAGGACGACUCGGAAGCCACGGAGUUCAUCCGAGAGCUGGCCGAGGCUACGCCACAGGACUUGGGUGAAGGCGUGCAGGUCUUCAACCUCAAGACGUCCUUGCCCGUAAAGCCGUACGGCCAGAGCGGGCCUAAACUGUUGACGCGCAAUACGACGCGCCGAGCCUGGCAGGCCACCUUCGAGCUCAUGAAGGGCGGCAUCGAGCGCGUGGCCAUGUUGGGCGUCCCGGGCAUCGGGAAGAGCCGCAAUUUGGCGCUGGGCCUCUGGCACCUGGUGACGGGGGAGCUGCCAGACGGGACUCUGCAGCCCAAGGCCAUCGUGUUCGAAGCCCGGCAGAGCGGCAAAGUCUUCCUUUUCACCAAGGGCCAGGGUGGCCAGUGGAAGGCGCAGCGCCUGCCGAUCGAAGAUUGGAAGCCAUCAGGCUGCAAGCACCUGGAGGACCCCGACAACUGGUAUUUAGUGGAUGCUUUCAAGGCAGACAACCCCAUGAUGUUGGGUGCCAAGACUGUGAUCGCCUGCAGCCCAGACCGGGACCACUACAGCCACUUCGUCAAAGACGGAGGCCAGUGCGUUUUCGUAGAAGCUUUCUUGUGGGCCGAGGUGGAAGCGUGCUAUCCAGAGCUCAAGACUCAAGUUGAGAAGGAGGAAAUGCGCCAAAGGUUCCAGCAAGUCGGAGGUGCUCUGCGCACGCUUGUGGCUGACAAGGGGAUCUACGACGAGGCCGUCCAGCUGCAGAGGGCCGAGGCAGAGGACUUCACGACAGUGGAACGUGCCUUUGCGGGUGAUUUGAAUACCGAUGAAAAGAAGAGGAUGCCGACCAGGCUCUUCACGUACCGCAGCGUCGAUGGGAUCUUACGCAAUGUCUCCGUCUGCUCUCCCGGUGCUGCCGCACUGCUUGUCGAGAAGCACUAUGACAAGCUCGUGCCGCUGUGGUGCGAUCCAAGCACCCCAAGGUCGAGGUAUUGGCUCGAGGACUUUGUAGGCGCGCUUUUGACAAAGCUUUGGGCGGGCAAAACGGGGCUUGCAGCCUUUGAAGUCACCAAUGCGGCAAAUGCAGCUGCAAAGAGCGCCCAAUGGAACUACAGACAGGUCAUUGACUUGCAGGUUAAGGAGGGUUUGCAGCUUCUAGAGUGCGACACCGAUCACAUCUUUGAUGCCAGAUGGAGGGAGGCUGUGCAGAGAGGCAGUCUAGAGGGACGUGUUCUGCACAGCCCAGAGAAUUACCCGGGCAUCGACUACCUGCUGGAGUUCAACCACGGCAUCUCCGUGACGACCUCCCUCCAGCACGGCAUCGCAAAGGCGUUCCGUGCAAGGUUGGAGGAGAUGUUGGGAAACACUGGUGAAAGCCGCAGUUUCACUCUCACUUUUCUCAUUACAGGAGAUCCUCAAAAAUUCACACCGAAGGGAAAUGAUUUCAAAGCACUUAUGAAAAUGGCGGAGGAAGGAAAGUCGUUUGACAAUAUUUGUGUACAGGUCGUGCAGAUUCCGAAGACGCUCAAUAGCCUGAGUCGAAAACUAUGCUGCGGAGAGAUCUGGGGUGUGUCUGCAGCGCUUGCUGUGACUUUCGUCUCGCGUCUUUGCAUCCUGAAGCUGUCAGGGGCUGGCUCAUCUCGACCCAUGGCCGAAGCCUGGAGUGAAACCCAGGCACAGCAGAGCAUGGUUGUGAGUCGGGGCUUGCAGUGA
Symbiodinium pilosum is the source of this 2148-nucleotide messenger RNA. The record is from the annotation of a GenBank genome assembly. NCBI's taxonomy places the organism in Eukaryota, Dinophyceae, Suessiales, Symbiodiniaceae.